Lachnellula hyalina is the source of this 1647-nucleotide messenger RNA. RefSeq names its product Ferric/cupric reductase transmembrane component (gene frp2). NCBI's taxonomy places the organism in Eukaryota, Fungi, Ascomycota, Leotiomycetes, Helotiales, Lachnaceae. Gene Ontology annotation, biological process: intracellular iron ion homeostasis; copper ion import; iron ion transport. The record is from RefSeq and is a predicted model, not a curated record. Gene Ontology annotation, molecular function: ferric-chelate reductase activity. The transcript has 3 exons. Bases 1 to 1647 code for a protein of 548 amino acids. Gene Ontology annotation, cellular component: plasma membrane.
AUGUCUUCCAACUUUCCAGUUCGAUCCGCUCCAAGUAGCAACUCAACUGCUAUUGAUGCUGCUGCUGCUGCUGCUGCUGCUGCAACAAAGAAAUCAAUGGCAGUGCGGGCUGUGCAGCUACGGAACAAUGAGAAAACUGCUAAGUACUAUGCUGCUGCCAUGGCAGGACUUAUAAUGGUAUUCACAUUAUUCCACUGGAGUCGGUUCCUCUAUAGUCGAUAUGCGACCAAAGGCCUGAGGAAGUCGAAGUUCAUGAAGGCUCAGGUCUCGUUAGCAAGGUUAUCAAUUCUAAAUGUUUGUUUCAUCACAUUUUUAGCAUUGAAGAAUACCCCGCUUGCAUUUUUGACGGCAUAUUCAUAUGAGAGCCUGAACCCACUUCAUCAAAUUGGCGGAUACACAGCCAUUAUCUGUGCGUAUCUUCAUGUCAUACUACAAUGUGUAUACUUCCACCAGGAGAACAUGCUCUCGGAGUUGCGGGAAACAGAACAAUUCUAUGGUAUGACAGCUGUCGCUGCCUUUUUCGUUAUUCUCGUUACGGCUAUAGCUGUACGGAAAUUGAGAUAUGAACUCUUUUAUAUUAUUCAUAUUACAAUGUAUAUGCUCAUCAUCGUCAUGAUCGCAUUGCAUCGGCCGGAAUUUGCGACGAAGACUGUUAUCAUUACUAUUGUCGCCGGUUCAAUGUGGGGUUUGGAUCGUAUGCUUCGUGGAUCGAGGAUCCUCUACAACAGCCUCAAUAACCACGCUACGUUACAUCCUUUACCCAAUGGCGGAACAAGGAUUGUGCUGCGUCGCUCUCCAUCUCGGACAGUACCUGGAACUCAUUGCUUCCUAUGGAUUCCUAAGAUUCGUCUCAUUGAAACCCACCCCUUUACAAUUGUCAACGCGAGUCCUAAAUCACUUGACCUAGUCAUUGCUGCCUACGACGGCUUUACUAAUGAUCUUCAUCAAUACGCAGUCAAACGUCCUGGUGUAUCUCUUCGUGCUUCCAUCGACGGACCCUACGGCGCGCUUCCAAACUUUGCAAAGGUCGCGGACAAAGUUAUCCUUAUUGCUGGAGGAAGCGGAGCUUCGUUUACCUUUGGUGUUGCGUUGGACAUGAUCAAAAAAGUCUCAGAUUCAAGCAACCUCAGCAUAGAUUUCAUCUGGACAGUCAGAGAACAAGAAAAUCUAUCCUGGUUCCGCGAAGAACUCAACGAACUCCAAAGUAGCCCCCGCGUCAGGCUAUUCCUCCACUCAACCCGGCCCUCACCCCCAACCCAAUCUCCCAAUGACAGCGUCAGCGAACCCCCAUCACCCCUCACAUCCCGCGCCUACAGCGAGAAGUCGCCUUUCCCGCCCUCCCAGACCGCCAGAUCAUCAAGCACGAGCACCAGCCAAGAAACCCCCGACACCGACCUUGAAGGGAACAAGCGGUCAAUGGCUACCACUCCAUGGGAUUCCUCAGUAUCACUCAACGUAGCGCACGGCCGACCGGAUAUCAAUGCUCUGAUCCGAGAUGUCGUCGCGAAGGCGGAUCGCAAGGAGAGGAUUACGAUUGCGGCGUGCGGGCCGGAUGAUUUGAUGGGGACUGUUAGGCGUACUGCGGCUGAUUGUAUUAGUGUUUCGGGAGCGAGUAUUGAGCUGCAUUGCGAGCAGUUUGGGUGGUGA